Messenger RNA from Ictidomys tridecemlineatus (thirteen-lined ground squirrel), 7213 nucleotides. The record is from RefSeq and is a predicted model, not a curated record. NCBI's taxonomy places the organism in Eukaryota, Metazoa, Chordata, Mammalia, Rodentia, Sciuridae.
GAUCUGGCCCCGGCCCGUCCCCUUUCUGCGCCCCGGGAUGAGGCAGAGGCUGAACAGCCGGCGAGCAAAUCGGCGGCACCCAGAAAGCCAUGUCCGACUCCGCGCCUAGCGCCCAAGCGCUAACCCGCUGAAAGUUUCUCAGCGAAAUCGUCGGGACGAUCUGGAACCCGCUGAGAGGAACUGCUUUUGAGUGAGAUGGUCCCAGAGGCCUGGAGGAGCGGACUGGUAAGCACCGGGAGAGUGGUAGGAGUUUUGCUUUUGCUCGGUGCCUUGAACAAGGCUUCCACCAUCAUUCACUAUGAGAUCCUGGAGGAAAGAGAAAAGGGUUUCACUGUGGGUAACGUGGUCGCAGACCUUGGUUUGGAUCUGGGCAGUCUGUCAGCCCGCAGGCUCCGGGUGGUGUCCGGAGCAAGCCGUAGGUUCUUUGAGGUGAACUGGGAGACGGGAGAGAUGUUCGUGAACGACCGUCUGGAUCGAGAGGAGCUAUGUGGGACACUGCCCUCCUGCACUGUAACUCUGGAGUUGGUGGUGGAGAGCCCUCUGGAGCUGUUCAGCGCGGAAGUGGUGAUCCAGGACAUCAACGACAACAAUCCCGCUUUCCCUACCGGGGAAAUGAAAUUGGAGAUUAGCGAGGCUAUGGCGCCAGGGACGCGCUUUCCGCUCGAGAGCGCGCACGAUCCCGAUGUAGGAAGCAACUCUUUACAAACCUAUGAACUGAGCCAUAACGAAUACUUUGCGCUUCGCGUGCAGACGCGGGAGGACGGAACCAAGUAUGCUGAACUGGUGCUGGAGCACUCCCUGGACCGAGAACGAGAGCCAAGCCUCCAGUUGGUGCUGACGGCGUUGGAUGGAGGAACCCCAGCUCGCUCCACUAGCCUUCCUAUUCGCAUCACCGUGCUGGAUGCGAAUGACAAUGCGCCUGCCUUCAAUCAGUCCUUGUACAGGGCGCGCGUCCCGGAGGAUGCACCCCCUGGCACUCGCGUUGCUCAAGUUCUUGCAACGGAUCUGGAUGAAGGCCUCAAUGGUGAAAUCGUUUACUCCUUCGGCAGCCACAACCGGGCUGGCGUGCGGGAACUAUUUGCUUUAGACCUUGUAACUGGGGUACUAACAAUUAAGGGUCGACUGGACUUCGAAGACACAAAACUCCACGAGAUUUACAUCCAGGCCAAAGACAAGGGCGCCAAUCCGGAAGGAGCACAUUGCAAAGUAUUGGUAGAGGUGGUGGACGUGAAUGACAAUGCUCCAGAGAUCACAGUCACCUCCGUGUACAGCCCAGUCCCUGAGGAUGCCCCCCUGGGGACUGUCAUAGCUUUGCUCAGUGUAACUGAUCUGGACGCUGGUGAGAACGGGCUGGUGACUUGCGAGGUUCCACCAGGUCUUCCCUUCAGUCUUACUUCUUCCCUCAAGAAUUAUUUCACUUUAAAAACCAGUGCAGUCCUGGAUCGGGAGACAGCGCCAGAAUACAACCUCAGCAUCACCGCUCGGGAUGCGGGAUCACCUUCUCUCUCAGCCCUGUCGACAGUGCGGGUUCAAGUGUCCGACGUCAACGACAACCCUCCACAAUCUUCCCAGUCUUCCUACGACGUUUAUGUUGAAGAAAAUAAUCUUCCUGGGGUUCCAAUACUAAACCUAAGCGUCUGGGACCCCGACGCCCCACAGAAUGCUCGCCUUUCCUUCUUUCUCUUUGAGCAAGGCGCUGAAACCGGGCUAGUGGGUCAUUAUUUCACGAUAAAUCGUGACAGUGGCGUCUUGUCAUCUUUAGUGCCCCUGGAUUACGAAGAUAGGCGGGAGUUUGAAUUAACAGCUCAUAUCAGUGACGGGGGCACCCCGGUCCUGACCACCAACAUCAGUGUGAACAUCUUUGUUACUGAUCGCAAUGACAACGCCCCCCAGGUCCUCUACCCCCGGCCUGGCCAGAAUUCGGUGGAGAUGUUGUCUCGAGGUACCGCUGCAGGCCACGUGGUCUCGCGGGUGGUAGGCUGGGAUGCGGAUGCAGGGCACAAUGCCUGGCUCUCCUACAGCCUCUUGGGAGCCCCCAACCAGAGCCUUUUUGCUGUGGGACUUCACACAGGUCAAGUCAGUACUGCUCGCCCAGUCCAGGACACGGAUUCGCCCAGGCAGACCCUCACGGUCUUGAUCACAGACAAUGGAGAGCCAUCGCUGUCCACUACCGCUACCCUGACUGUGUCCGUAACCGAGGAAUCUCCAGAAGCCAGGGCCGAGUUCCCCUCCGGCUCUGCUCCGCGGGAGCAGAAUAAAAACCUCACCUUUUACCUACUUCUUUCUCUAAUCUUGGUCUCUGUGGGAUUCGUAGUCACAGUGUUGGGAGUUAUCAUAUUCAAAGUUUACAAGUGGAAGCAGUCUCGGGACCUAUACCGAGCCCCAGUGAGCUCCCUGUACCGAACACCAGGGACCUCUUUGCACGCGGACGCCGUGCGGGGAGGUCUUAUGCCACCGCACCUUUACCAUCAGGUGUACCUCACCACUGACUCGCGCCGCAGCGACCCGCUGCUGAAGAAACCUGGUGCUGCCAGCCCGCUGGCCAGCCGCCAAAACACUCUACGAAGUUGCGAUCCCGUGUUCUAUAGGCAGGUGUUGGGGGCAGAGAGCGCCCCUCCUGGACAGGUGAGAAGCUGGGUAGAACUCGGGUGGGGGGCUACCCUUUUGUUCCUCUUUUGCCACCUGGGUUACGUUUGUGGGCAGAUCCGCUACCCGGUCCCAGAGGAGUCACAGGAAGGGACUUUUGUAGGGAAUGUCGCCCAAGAUUUCCUGCUGGAUACAGAGAGUCUGUCAGCUCGCAGGCUGCAGGUCGCUGGAGAGGUGAACCAAAGACACUUCCGUGUGGAUUUGGACAGCGGAGCCCUGCUAAUCAAGAAUCCAAUAGAUCGAGAGGCACUGUGUGGGCUCAGUGCCAGCUGUAUCGUGCCCCUGGAGUUUGUAACCGAAGGGCCUUUGGAAAUGUACCGAGCAGAGGUAGAGAUCGUAGAUGUGAAUGAUCACGCCCCCCGAUUUCCGCGGCAGCAGCUGGACUUGGAAAUCGGGGAGGCAGCUCCUCCAGGACAACGUUUCCCUUUGGAAAAGGCUCAGGAUGCAGAUGUGGGGAGCAAUUCCAUUAGCAGCUAUAGACUGAGCUCCAAUGAACACUUUGCACUUGAUGUCAAGAAACGCAGCGACGGCAGCCUCGUCCCGGAGCUGCUCCUGGAGAAGCCUUUGGAUCGGGAGAAGCAAUCGGACUACCGCCUGGUGCUGACUGCUGUAGACGGAGGGAACCCCCCAAGAUCUGGCACCGCGGAGCUCCGGGUCUCUGUGCUGGACGUAAAUGACAACGCCCCAGCCUUCCAGCAAUCCAGCUACAGAAUUAGUGUCUUGGAGAGCGCGCCAGCCGGCAUGGUGCUCAUCCAGCUCAAUGCCUCUGACCCGGACCUGGGUCCUAGUGGUAACGUCACAUUUUCUUUCAGUGGCCACACCCCUGAUCGUGUGAGAAACCUCUUUGACCUGCAUCCCACAACUGGAAAGCUUACCCUUCAGGGGCCCCUAGACUUCGAGAGUGAGAAUUACUAUGAAUUUGAUGUGCGGGCUCGUGAUGGGGGUUCUCCAGCCAUGGAACAACAUUGCAGCCUUCGAGUGGAUCUCCUGGAUGUAAAUGACAAUGCCCCCCACAUCACAGUGACUUCAGAGCUGGGAACUCUCCCAGAAAGUGCAGAACCUGGCACUGUAGUGGCACUCAUCAGUGUGCAGGACCCCGACUCAGGUUCAAAUGGAGAUGUGAGCCUUCGAAUCCCUGACCACUUGCCAUUUGCCCUCAAGUCUGCCUUCAGGAACCAGUUCUCCCUUGUGACUGCUGGGCCCUUGGACCGAGAGGCUAAAUCCAGUUAUGACAUCAUGGUCACUGCUUCUGAUGCUGGGAACCCUCCUCUGAGUACCCACAGGACUAUUUUCCUCAAUAUUUCUGAUGUGAAUGAUAACCCACCCUCCUUCUUCCAGAGAUCACAUGAGGUGUUUGUUCCUGAGAAUAAUCGCCCAGGGGACCUGCUUUGCUCUCUUGCAGCCUCGGACCCAGACUCUGGUUUGAAUGCACUUAUCUCUUAUUCUCUCUUAGAGCCCAGAAAUCGAGAUGUGUCAGCUUCCUCCUUCAUCUCUCUGAACCCCCAAACAGGAGCUGUUCAUGCUACUCGAUCAUUUGAUUAUGAGCAAACACAGACACUGCAGUUUGAGGUACAGGCCCGGGACAGGGGCAACCCACCUCUUAGCAGCACUGUGACAGUCCGUCUAUUUGUUCUGGACCUCAAUGACAAUGCCCCAGCUGUGCUCCGCCCUAGGGCCAGGCCUGGUUCCUUAUGUCCUCAAGCACUGCCUCCAUCAGUUGGUGCUGGCCACCUAGUCACCAAGGUGACUGCCGUGGACUUGGAUUCAGGUUACAAUGCUUGGGUUUCCUAUCAGCUCCUAGAGGCCCCAGAUCCCAGCCUGUUUGCAGUCUCUCGAUAUGCUGGGGAGGUCAGGACAGCUGUUCCCAUCCCCGCUGAUCUCCCACCACAGAAGCUUGUCAUUGUGGUGAAGGACAGUGGUAGCCCACCACUUUCUACCUCUGUUACUCUCCUCGUGUCCUUAGAGGAAGACACUCAUCCAAUUGUUCCUGAUCUUCGAGAAUCUUCAGCUCCAAGGGAAGGAGAAUCCCGUCUGACCUUAUACUUGGCUGUAUCCCUAGUGGCAAUUUGCUUUGUCUCCUUUGGUUCAUUCGUGGCACUACUCUCUAAAUGUCUACGUGGGGCUGCUUGUGGAGUGACAUGCUUUCCUGCUGGCACCUGUGCAUGUCUCACCAGAUCUCGAAGGAGGGAGGGGCUUCCUCCUUCCAAUGGGAUCCUCCGAAUCCAGCUAGGGUCAGAUGAUCCUAUCAAGUUUGUUGAUGUGGGAGGCCACUCUCAUGGCUGUACACCCUUGGCUUCUGCACCCACUCGGAGUGAUAGCUUCAUGAUGGUGAAGUCACCCAGUGCACCUAUGGCAGGAGAGCCUGUUCGCCCAAGCUGUCCACCCUCUGAUCUUCUCUAUGGGCUAGAGCAAGCCCCACCCAACACGGACUGGCGUUUCUCUCAGGCCCAGAGACCCGGCACCAGCGGCUCCCAAAAUGGUGAUGAAACUGGCACCUGGCCCAACAACCAAUUUGACACAGAGAUGCUGCAAGCCAUGAUCUUGGCCUCCGCCAGCGAAGCUGCUGAUGGGAGCUCCACCCUGGGAGGAGGUGCUGGCACCAUGGGCUUGAGUGCCCGCUAUGGACCCCAGUUCACCCUGCAGCAUGUGCCCGACUACCGCCAGAACGUCUACAUCCCUGGCAGCAAUGCCACACUCACCAAUGCACCUGGCAAGAGGGAUGGCAAGACCCCAGCAGGUGGCAAUGGAAACAAGAAGAAGUCGGGCAAGAAGGAGAAGAAGUAACGUGGAGGCCAGGCCUAGAGCCUUAUAGGACAGCCUCCUUCCCCAACCAACCCAGCUUCUCCUUACCUGUACCCAGAUCUCAGAAUUUCAGGGCUCACCCCCAGGAUACUGGUAGGGGCUAAGGCCAUGCUCCCCUUGGGAAACAGAAACAAGUGCCCAGUUAAUACCCCCUCUCUCUGCCCCCAAGGGGUUGAAUAUGCAAAGGGAGUUCUGCGGGGAACCCCCAUCCAAUCAAUUUGCUGUACCCAUGGGGGUAAUGGGGUUAGUGUAGACACCAAGAACCAUUGUCACACACCCUUUCUUACAGCUGGACUCCUCCAUCUUCCAAAUCAGUCAGGCCCAUCCAUCCCCUGCUUCCCUCCACCCCACCUCAUCCUGCUCCUUCAAAGUUCCUCUCUUGAGUAAGGUGGUUGGGGUAUUGAGGUACCACAUGAUCUAAGAAGGGUCAUAGUUCUGUAGAGUUGGGAAGGCAUCAUGACCUCUUGGUCUCUCCUUCAGUUCUCAAUCUUCCCCCAAAGCAUGGUAUUGUGAGAGUCCUUUUACCUCUCUAGAUCCUAAGACCAAUGUUCAAGUUUUGGGGGACACCAUACUGUCAGCAUCCCUGUGGUACUGAUGAUGCUUGCCAGAUUUAGGGAAGGCAUUUUGCUACCAAGCCUCUUCCUGAGGCCCUGGGGACCAGUCUUUUGUUUUGUUUUUCAUUGUUUGAUGUUCCCACUGCAUGCUGUGAUUUUUCCCCACCUCUCCUCAAACAAGAGACUCCAUUGCAUGUUCUGAGACAGUAGGGGGUGGUAAGCUAAAGAAGGGAAGUUUGUGUAUAUGGAUGGGGAGAGGAUGGACAAAGCUUGGCCCAUCAGUUUACAGGGUCAUAAAGGAGGCUCUGUAUGUCCCCAGAAUACUGGCCAGAUCUCCAAAUUCCAGCCAUAAACUAAGCACCGGGUUGGACCCUUAGGCCCCCGCAUAUAGGGUUCAGCCCGGGUGGCUUUGGGCUGAGCUAUCAGGACCAAUGAAUUUAAAUGGGCAUUUCAGUUUAAGGAAGCUCUGAUUGGGUUUAGGAGUAGGUCCCCUGGAGAGGUCAGAGGGGCCUCUGUGGGUGCUGGGUACUCCAGAGGAGCCACUGUGGAACCCUGAUAGGAAGGGAAGCCCAGCAAGGCCAUUCUUAGUUCCUGGGUUGGGAGGCAAAGAACUACAGCAGGAACCAAGUAGAUAGGCGGGGCUUUUCUACAGGGUCCCUGUACUACUCAAAACGUAGGUCCUUCAUCUUGCCAGGUGCCAUUUCUUCUCUGUGAAGGCCACUGUCCAGGCCCUCAGCCCACCCCUUAGUGGCCAGAGCCUGGUUAAAGUCCCCCAGUGCCUCCUUGAGCAAAGACCUUCCUCUGCCCACCCACUUCUGCCCCGCGGUCAGGUUCAUCCAGCCCGGCUGCCAGAGAACCCCACCCCAGCCCUUAAAAGUAGUGUAGAGCCCCCUCCCUCGGCUGGUGUAGAAUAGCCAAUAGUGUAUGUAGUGCGGUGUGCUUUUACGUGAUGGCGAGUGGGCAGCGGGCGGUGGGCUGCGCGCAGCCGUCUGUCCUUGAAUCUGCCUGCGGCGGCCCGUGCUGUGUUUUGUGCUGUGUCCACGCGCUGCGGCGACUCCCUCCCCCGUACUGACUCCUUCUAUAAGCGCUUCUCUUUCGCAUAGUCACGUAGCUCCUACCCACCCUCUUCCUGUAUCUCACGCAAGUUUUAUACUCUAAUAUUUAUAUGGCUUUUUUUCUUCGAAAAAAUAAUAAAAAGGUUUCUUCUGAAA